ACUUCUCUUUCAUCCACAGCCAGCACAUUUGUCACAGUUUUGAAAUGAUGCACUGCAGCACCUAACCAUUUCUGCUGCACUGUUAUUGACGUGUUAUCACACUAGCACCGCGCAAAACAAUUUCUAGAUUAAGGGAUUUCAAAUAUUGUGGCUGUGUAGUCUGUGGUGAGUCAUGAGUGUCAAGUACUGUUUAACAAUGGAUAUACUGUAGGUAAACGAAUGAAUGUGUGAGUGUACAAUUUGAUGUCAAUAGUGACUGUGUACUUUAACUGCAAAACAAACAUUCUCUUCUGGGUCAUGCCUGUUAGGUUGUCAAAUUUACGAAGAGAAGCUUAGGAGGGUAGUUUGACAGCGUAGAUGUAAAUGACUGUCAGAAGGGAUAAACAUAGCAAAACCAGCUUCAGAGAACAGUAUGUAAUUUUAUAAUAUCACUGGUUGAGAGAAAAGGCUUUGAUGAAGUUACUGAGGAGCCUGGGAAGAGCAAAUCUACGAAAGGCAAAAUGAAACCAGGGUGAGCGUUAAAAACAAUUAAAUUUUGGUGGUUGUAUACAUGAAGAUAAUAAUACAACCUGUCUGGAAGUCCAAAAUGACAGACCUUCAGUUGUACAAAAUCGCCAUUUUGAAUGGUAUUACCUGGUGAACAAGGUUUGUACUGAACCUCGCAAAGCAGAGGUCAUUCUGUAAUUCUGCCUUCGGAAAAGGUAAACCCUGUGUCGUCAUUCACAGGUCACAUGACACGGGGAAAUGCUCACGUCAUCAGUCGCACAGAGAAGGGUCAGAGCGAUUCAUUGUCUAAAACUCUUGUUGGCAUUAAUUGCUGAAAAAUGACAAAAUUACAAAUUUUGAACGCGUAUCUGACGGAGCGCUUAAUGGUGGCUGUGCGAGAGAUACUGGAGGUGGUGGGUGACACGGUGUCGGAAUAUCAGGAGGAAACAGCGCGAAUACACCGGGAGAACGAGGGUCUGAGGAGGAAGCUGCGGGAAGUCGUGAUCGAGGCAGAGACGGGCUGGACGGGAACAGGACAUGCUCUCUCUCUCUCCAUCCCUCCCUCCCUCUCUCCGGGAGCGGCGCUCCCUCUCUCCCUCUCGGCGGCCGAGGGGAGGUCCCCCGCGGAGGAGCAGCACGGCGAGCAGGAGUGGAGCUCCGGCCUGAGGGAGGAGCUCGCCCUGAGCGAGGAGGAGGAGCAGCCGCCGCACGCGCGGCAGAGGAGCAGGCAGAAGGAGGAGGACGCCGGCGGGAUGGACUUGUCCUGCGCGAUGGAGGCGGAGCCAGAGGCGGAGCUGGAGCCGCAGUCCGAGUGCGUGACGCCGGGACUGAAGAAGCUGGCGCUGGAAAUAGCCCUGUCGGUGGUCUCGCCGUCCGCCCUGAGCGUGAGCCAGGAGCUGAGCGCCAUGCGCGCGGCCGACGCCGACGCUGCCCCCAGGACGAGGUCGCUAGGCGACGCGGGGCUCGGGUCGCCCGCCCGCCUCAGGCCCGCCCAGGUCAAAACGGAGCCCGAGGAGGGGCUCGACUUCAAGCCCGAGUGGCCCUCCGAGCCGGGCCCCGGGGCCAAAGCCAAGCGGCACGCGCCCGAGUCGCUGUCGGAGGCGAGCGCGGGCAAAGCUUCCGGGGUCAGCGGGGCUGGGCUGGGACACACGGACGGGUCCGAGAUCAGGGGCGCUGGGGUGGGACAUACGGACGACUCCGAGAUUAGGGGCUCUGGGAUGGGACAUACGGACAACUUCGAGAUUAGGGGCUCUGGGACGGGACACACGGACGCGUCCGAGAUCAGGGGCGUUGGGGCGGGACAUACGGAAGGCCCGGAACCGCAGGAGGCGGGGGCCGGGCUCGACGACACCCAGAGCGACGGCUACUUCAUCGGCUACAGGGGGGAGAAGCAGCACCGCUGUUUCCAGUGCGGCAAGUUCUUCAGCCAGGUGUGCAACCUGAAGACCCACCUGCAGAUCCACACGGGCGAGCGGCCGUACGCCUGCACCUGGUGCGGCAAGUCCUUCACCCAGUCGGCCGACCUGCGGCGGCACCAGCGGAUCCACACGGGCGAGAAGCCGCACCGCUGCACCUGGUGCGAGAAGAGCUUCACCCAGAUCGGCAACCUCAAGCGUCACCUGCGCAUCCACACGGGGGAGCGGCCGUACUGCUGCGCCCUGUGCGGCAAGAGCUUCAACGACGGGGACACGCUCAAGAAGCACCGGCGGGUGCACACGGGGGAGCGGCCGUUCCGCUGCGCGCACUGCUCGAAGACCUUCACCGUGGCCAGCAGCCUGCAGAACCACCUCAGGAACCACCUGAAAGAGGGCCGACGCUAGGCUAGCGCUAGCGCUGAGGCUAGGACACUGCAGCUCGCCGGGAACCGUCUUCUUGGGCACGCGAUGCUUAAGUAACCGUGUUAUUUUUAUGAAGUGUGUCCGGGAAGCUGAACGGCGCGGAUAAGCCAAAUGUGGAAAUCGGGUGUCGAUGAAGGACAGUACCCGUUUGUGACUGAUUCCGUGGAGGUCAUUGUUUUCAUCAUGGUUGUGGGGGGGGGGAAAAAGAGAAUACAUUUCCUGCUGAAAGUG
Messenger RNA from Anguilla rostrata (American eel), 2555 nucleotides. Its product is annotated as zinc finger protein 70-like. The record is from RefSeq and is a predicted model, not a curated record. Gene Ontology annotation, molecular function: RNA polymerase II transcription regulatory region sequence-specific DNA binding; DNA-binding transcription factor activity, RNA polymerase II-specific. NCBI's taxonomy places the organism in Eukaryota, Metazoa, Chordata, Actinopteri, Anguilliformes, Anguillidae. Bases 825 to 2306 code for a protein of 493 amino acids. The transcript has 2 exons. Gene Ontology annotation, biological process: urogenital system development; embryo development; regulation of transcription by RNA polymerase II. Gene Ontology annotation, cellular component: nucleus.